AUGAUAUUCAACUUUUGAUCAGCUGUGUUUAUACUCGAUUUCUUAAUGAGUGUUCAGCGUAAGUCUGAUUACUUAAAAGAUCGCGCUAUUAAUAUUCUCAUAUCAAUCAGAAUACGUUUAAAACUUCACCUGUAAGAUUAUUAAGCACAACUAUCGCUAUGUAUAAAGUUUCAAUAAUAAGCCUAUUCUUCAUCUGUGCUGCAACUGUGAGUUCAGCCUGCAAAGUUGACUGUAGAACUGUUCGUUGCGCGGCUCCUAUAUGUGAUCCAGGUUAUGAAUCAUUUAAACCUCCUUGUGAAUGCUGUAAUAAGUGCAGAAAAAUUAAAGGCCCACCGUGCAAAGCUGAUUGUAGUACAGUUGAUUGCGCAUAUGUUGAAUGUGAUCCAGGUUAUGAAUCGUAUACACCUCCUUGUGAAUGCUGUAAUAAGUGCAGGAAAAUAAAAAAUCCGCCCUGUAAUGUUGACUGCAGAACCGUUCUUUGCGCUGCUGUUGAAUGUGCUCCAGGUUAUGAAUCGUAUACACCUCCUUGUGAAUGCUGUAAUAAGUGCAAGAAAAUUAAAAACCCACCCUGUGAAGUUGAUUGUACAGAACCCUGCCCAUUAAUAAAAUGUGCUCGAGGUUACACAUCUGUAAAGCCUCCUUGUAAAUGCUGCAAUGAGUGCAAAAAAAUAGAAACACCGCCAGGUUCAGAAGUGUGCGAAACCAUCGAUUGUAACGGAAAUGAAUGUCCAAUAGUUGACUGCAUUGAAGGUUAUAAGCCAGUAAGGUCUGAGUGUGGUUGUUGCGAUAAGUGUGUACCAAUAAAAAAAUUUUCAUCAAAUGUUCCAACCACUCGCACAGAAGAAUGCAAUGUGAAUUGCUCAAAAAAACACUGUCCACAAAUAAGAUGCAGGACAGGUUACAAGCUUGUAAAACCGAAAUGCGCCUGCUGUGAAGAGUGUCAAAAAAUUAAAGAUACUUGUGGUAAAGAUGAAGUUUAUAAUGAUUGCGGAUCUGCAUGUCCCAAAACUUGUGCCAACUUGGGAAAAGAUCAAGUCUGCACUAAGCAGUGCGUCGAAGGUUGUUUUUGUCAAGAAGGAUUAGUUAGAAAUGACAGCGGUAAAUGUGUUCACCCAAAUCAAUGUCCAAAAAAACCAUCAGACACUUGCGGGAAAAAUGAAGUUUACAGUGAAUGUGGCUCUACAUGUCCUAAAACUUGCGCUAAUUUAGGAAAAAAUCAAGUCUGCUCUUUUCUAUGCGUCAAGGGUUGUUUUUGUCGAGAAGGAAUGGUUAGAAAUGACAAGGGUGAAUGUAUACAACCAAGUCAAUGUCCAAAAAGCUCAUGUAAAAAUACUCAAGAAGAUUCUACUUCUGAUUCGGAGUCAGAUGAAGGAGACUAACAUGUGAAUUAUUAUUGAUACACAAGCUAUUUGUUUUUUUUCUACGGAAGAAGUAUACUGAAUAAAAUUUUUAAAUGAAACGUAA
Messenger RNA from Parasteatoda tepidariorum (common house spider), 1464 nucleotides. The record is from RefSeq and is a predicted model, not a curated record. Lineage: Eukaryota; Metazoa; Arthropoda; Arachnida; Araneae; Theridiidae.